Messenger RNA from Parastagonospora nodorum SN15, 366 nucleotides. RefSeq lists its product as hypothetical. Lineage: Eukaryota; Fungi; Ascomycota; Dothideomycetes; Pleosporales; Phaeosphaeriaceae. The transcript has 2 exons. The record is from RefSeq and is a predicted model, not a curated record. The coding region runs from base 1 to 366 and encodes 121 amino acids.
AUGGCAGAUGAGGACGAUCGAUACGGUCCGCCCACGCAUUCGUGCAAAUAUUGCAACAAAUGCUUCCCAGCAACAUUGGAAAAGAAUAGAUUUGGCGAGAAGUGUCUGAAGAGUGACUUGCUUCUGGAUGGUGCCGAUGCUUUAGUUGCUGCACUUGAUGGCUGCCAGUUCCUCCUUCUAGCUUUGCACCCCCACAAAUCAGACGCUGAGACCACAAGGGCAGCAAAGUUCUCGAAAGCCUCGAUCCAGCCAAGCAAGCACCUCGAGAUCCCAGUUUCUGGAUGGAAUCAGGGUUCGAGCAAGGUCAACGUCUGGCUUCCUCAGACUUCCAUAGCUUUCGCAGUAGUGUUUAGUCUUUCUGGCUAG